Messenger RNA from Sparassis crispa, 2937 nucleotides. RefSeq lists its product with no specific name. The transcript has 10 exons. Gene Ontology annotation, molecular function: protein binding; GTPase activator activity. Gene Ontology annotation, biological process: signal transduction. The record is from RefSeq and is a predicted model, not a curated record. NCBI's taxonomy places the organism in Eukaryota, Fungi, Basidiomycota, Agaricomycetes, Polyporales, Sparassidaceae. Bases 1 to 2937 code for a protein of 978 amino acids. Gene Ontology annotation, cellular component: cytoplasm; cytoskeleton.
AUGUCUGCCAGUAUAAUUCCUGACCAGUCUGUCCCACCCACUCCCGUCACCCCGAAUGGAACACAGAACCCAUCAGAGGCUCAGCUGCCGAGCAACACUGACAAUGGGGCCACAAACCCCAAUCCAGAACUCAAUAGCGAUAUGCCGCCACCUCCGGAAGUCCACCUCAACGGUAUGCCUGCGUCGACCUCUCACACAGCAAAUGGCGGUGCUAGCGUUGGGUGGGGCUCCAAUUUCUGGGUUACACUGGUCGAUCCACAGACUCAGGUAUCAUUCUUUGCGUGUCCAGCUACUGGUGAAGUGAGCUGGGACCCUCCUGUCGGUAAUUUCUUGCUGCCUCCAAAUCCUGAGGGUGAGUGGUGGGAGAUGAUAGAUGAGACAAGCGGGCUGCCGUAUUAUUAUCAAACUAAAACCGGAGAAACCGUGUGGGAGCGUCCGCAGGCCUUCGUUAUACCUUUGACCACACUCCAGAAUACUGCCCUCGGGCGUCGUCUCUCCAUCCGGCAGUCUACCUACUUAGCAGCCAACAGCUCGCCAAGCACUCCGUCAACUACACCUGAACGCUUGCCAUACCGGCGUUCACAUUCGUACACAAACGAUAAGGAUUUGUCCAGACAAAGCCAGAGUCCACGGCGGCGGUCCCAGUCCUCCACGCGCCGCAGCCCUCCGGGUACGCCAACGCAGCUUUCCAGUCCAGGCUCCUUGAAAAAGCAACAGGCGGUCAGACGGACCUCCAGCAACGAGUCUCACCUUCCGAGUCCUAACGCGAGCGGCGGCCCACUUGCAUAUCCACGUGGACAUUCCCUAGCGCCGAUCCCAGGCUCUCCCUACGCGACCGAUGUGUCGCCGCCACCUUCACCGUCGUCUCGCAGGUCGAAACCGUCCACUCCCGUGCGCGAGCGGGCGCCGUACCGCCAGGACCGAAGAUCCAAAAGAGACGGGGAGAAGGACAGCCCGCCGCGUAUGAUGACCGCUGCCGCUGCCGACUCGCUGGGUGGCUCACGAUCCAAAUCGUCGUCGUACCUCUCGUACCACGCCCCGCAACCCCAGAGUCUCAGUGCCGCGCUCGAGAUGAUUACGCUCUCUAACUCCAACUCGCAGUCUUCCAAUUACUCAGAGAUCCAGCCCCUGCACGCCUAUUCAGACAGUGGUCAUAUCGAGCCCUCAUCAUCAUCGUCUUCGCACACGGAUCGUCCUCACGUUAGGAUCAGCACCGAUCCAGGCGUGAAUGGCUCAUUGCGUCCUGGACAUAUUCGUGGACACGAUUCCCCCCCGGCGACGCCAUUGCGUAUGAAGGGGAAGAGCAGGGAGAAGGGGAGUGUCCCACCAUCACCUCGGAGGCCAGUUCCAUCAAUCCCUCAAUCGAGCGCCAAAGGUACGAAGACCGUUUCAGGUGCUGUGCAGCUGCGAGGAAAGGACAUCAGCGGUCCCGUGGUCAAUCGUGAAGCCGCGAUGAACCUUAGCCCCAUGCCGGAUCCCACCACUGGGCAGCCUAUACCCGUUGAGUGUAAUCCUAAGCUGACGAGGCCAUCGACAUCGUCUCUAAACACAGGCAAGUAUCCGAUAUUGCCGUUCGAUUUGGCGUCAGAUAUCCAGCAAUUCUCCGAGUCUCAAUUCGCCAGACAGUACUUCUCAACGCACCGCACCGGCUUCAUCUUCAGACGGAAAGUUCCCGUCGAGCAAAUGAUGUCAUGGCAGAAGACUCCCCUCAGUUCCCCUCUCUUAUUACUCAAUCGCGCAUUGCACAAGAAUGCUAUCAAGAUUUUCAAGGUCAUCCAGCACAUUAUGGGGGAUCGAGAGCGGGAUCGGCCUCUCGGCGUGCGUGUAGCGUCUGACAACCUUGCCUCUUUAGUGAAACCUAUCAAUGGUUCAACAACCUCCUUGGUCGUUGGACCUUCAUCGGCUUUACUUGAGGAAGAGCGUUGGCUCCUCGGCGAGGGUCUAUUGCAUGGCGAGUUACGUGACGAGAUAUACUGCCAGGUGAUGAAGCAGCUGAACGGGAAUUCUAAUACUGAGAGCGUGUUCAAGGGAUGGCAACUUCUAUGUGUCCUUCUAGUGACUUUCCCGCCUUCCAAAAACUUCGAGACGUCUCUUCGCUCGUACAUGCAGCAGGCAACCACCCAGCAAGAGGGGCGUGUGGAUGUUAUGGCGAAAUACUGUAUUCGACGACUGGCUCAUAUUUCCAGCAAAGGGCCGCGGGGUAAACCGCCGAGUGUAGCGGAGAUUGAGACCGCUUCUGAUGCAGCAUUUCAUCCAUCCAUCUUUGGCGAAUCUCUGGAUGCCAUCUUCAGGUUGCAAGAGCGAAACUACCCGCACAUGCAAGUCCCUAUCAUUCUCCCUUUCCUCGCGGACGGUAUCUUGGCGCUGGGUGGUACCAAGUCCGAAGGAAUCUUCCGUAUUCCCGGAGACGGUGACGCUGUCUCUGAGCUGAAGCUGCGGAUCGAGAAAGGGUACUAUAGCCUUGAGGAUGUCGAUGACCCACAUGUCCUUGCUUCGCUGCUGAAGCUGUGGCUUCGCGAGCUGUGUGACCCGCUCAUUCCCGACGAGUUGUACAAUGACUGCAUCACGCACUCCAAGGAGCCGGACACGUGUGUACAGAUUGUGCAUCGCCUCCCAACGAUCAAUAGGCGUGUUAUCCUGUUCGUUGUUAGCUUCUUGCAGCUAUUCCUCGAAGAGAAAGUCCACACAGUGACGAAGAUGACUGCGCCCAAUCUGGCGCUAGUCAUGGCGCCCAACCUCCUGCGAUGCAACUCCGAUUCGAUGGCUGUGGUUUUCACUAACGCUCAGUAUGAGCAGACCUUUGUGUACAAUCUCCUCUUGCAUCUGAAAUGCCACGAGGUUGACCCGGAAUAUGCUCCCACUCACGGCCAAGGCGCCAUACCCGCUGCUUCCCCCAUACCUCGUACAUCAAAAUCUCGUCGCAGGACAAACCGCUGA